Molecule: messenger RNA, 1831 nt
Organism: Colletes gigas
Lineage: Eukaryota; Metazoa; Arthropoda; Insecta; Hymenoptera; Colletidae
Product: pancreatic triacylglycerol lipase-like
Exons: 4
Coding region: 94-1206 (370 amino acids)
Biological process (GO): lipid metabolic process
Molecular function (GO): lipase activity
Source: RefSeq, a predicted model, not a curated record
AUCGUGACCGAAUAACGUUUGUGUUUACUUCUGAGACCAUUGACAGUGAUUUUAAAAUAUAUUUUCCAGUGUGCCACACCAGCGGAAUCGAAAAUGGCGAGACACGUCGUGAUAAAUCUCCUGCUCGUUUGCAGUCUAUGUGUGAUGUUUACAGAUUUAUCAGCGUCUCUGAAGAUCGUGAAAGGUAUCCAUGCUAUCGAGAACGUCGUGACUAACGUGGUCGAAGAUCUCAUCGCGGAUCUGACGAUGUUGGACGACGACAACAAUCCCGUUCACAUAGAUCUGAACUUGAACUACCCCGAAACUGCCGCGGAAACCAAGCAAAACUUGCACUACACUGUCUUCUUUUACUUGUACACGAAAAACAACCGGGACAAUCCUGAAAAACUGUUCGUCGAUGACGUCGACGUUUUGAAGAAAAGUCAAUUCGAUCCGAAGAGGCCAACGAAAUUUGUCACGCACGGAUGGAUAAACUCUUUCAGGAGCGCGGCUUGCGUCGAAGUUCGCAAUGCUUUACUCGAACACGAUGACUACAACGUCAUCGUGGUGGACUGGUCGUCGAUAUCGUUAAAGCCAUAUAUCUGGUCCAGUAACCGAGUCGUGAUGAUCGGACAGUAUGUUGCGUCCAUGAUCGAUUUCCUCGCGGAACAAGGAAUGGACGUAUCCGAAACGACCACCAUCGGCCACUCUCUUGGGGCCCAUGUAGCUGGUUUGGCAGCCUAUUACGCGAAAGGCAAAGUAGGAUACGUUGUCGGUUUGGAUCCCGCUCUGCCUAACUUCCAACUAGCUGGCCCGGGCUCCAGGAUCUCCCAUAACGACGCGAGAUACGUGGAGAUCAUCCACACGAACGGGGGUCAACUAGGUUUCAAAAGUCCGCUGGGGGACAGCGACUUCUAUCCGAACGGCGGCAACUCGCAAGCAGGAUGUCUGUUGGCUUUUCAUAGCGCGUGCUCGCACUUGCGCGCCUUCCACUUCUACGCCGAGUCCAUCAAUAGCAAAUUAGGUUUCCACGCGGUGCGUUGCGACAGCUACGCGAAUUUCGAAAGGGGUAAAUGCGACUCGAACCCCGUCGCUCUCAUGGGCGGCGCUCGACCGGAUGCCACCGCCACGGGCACCUACUACUUGCGCACGAACAAACUGCCUAAGUACGCCCAGGGAAAAUUCACAAAGUCUCAUUCCGCGGAGAAACACGGCAACGAGUUGUAAUUACGACGAUACUCAAUUUUUUUUAUAUUAGAAAUCAAGACUAUCUAAUACGGGAUGUUCAGAAAAUUUUUAUUCAGGUUUAUUAGGUGGAGAUGACUUGUUUGUGUUAAAUUUGAGUCUCUUUGUGAUUUGUUUGAAACAGUUUCUUCAAUUUUUGCACGUAACUGAUAAGUGCAAGAGGCAACUGCUAUUGAUCCUGUAUGGAACAUCGUGUAUGAGUUAGGAUUUAAUUGUAAUAUUGAUAGUAGAAAUCAAGACUAUUACUGUAAGUUUUAUUACUCAUUUGACUAUGAAUUUAUACAAGAAGUAAUGGACCCGGUGCCAAAAGAAAAUGAAAAUUUUUAUUUGAUUAAGUGGAAAUGACUUGUUUAAACUCCUUGUGAUUUAUUUGAAACAGUUUUUUCAAUUUUUUUACGUAAUUAAUAAGUGCAAGAGGCAACAUUAAUUCUGUAUGAGUUAGGAUUUAAUUAUAUAUUAGUGAUUAGGUUUUUCAAUAAUCUGCAAGAUUCACUGUGUGAAUAAUACUUUUAACUGACCAAUGCUCACGUUGCAUAUCUUGUCCAAGGAAACAGGAAAACUUUGUCAAAAUGAUAAGUAUCCUGUGUCCUUAAUUUAACUUGCGGUA